Schistosoma guineensis is the source of this 3636-nucleotide messenger RNA. The record is from the annotation of a GenBank genome assembly. NCBI's taxonomy places the organism in Eukaryota, Metazoa, Platyhelminthes, Trematoda, Strigeidida, Schistosomatidae.
AUGUCGUCGCGACGUGAUUCCUGUUUAAGAUUUAGUAAACCUCACCACUCUUGGAAAAACUUUUACAAAGUUGAAGGUGACCCUAUUGGACGUGGUUAUGCCGGGAAAGUUUACAAAAUUACUACUGGUAACAUGGAGCUACUGGAUCCUUUGAUAGUGACGAAGUCUCAGCUCACAGCAACAAUGUAUUCAGAAAGUGCUUAUACUGAGCCCGGAGAAUAUUUAGCUUGCAAAGUCAUCCGUAGAUUUCGUGGAGGAAAGGAUACUAUUGCAAAAAUUACCUCUGAAGUUCAAGCUAUGGUCAGUUUGCAAAGAGAUCAUCUUAAUACUUAUCAUAACUCUGUGUAUAAUAAACCAUCUGAAAAACCUUCCAGAAUUUGUAACCAUCAAGUUCCUCCUAAAUCAGCCUCACCUAAGCUGUUUGCAGUUUAUAAAGACUCAAUGGAAGUUGCUAUUAUCAUGGAGUAUGCUAGUGGUGGAUCUUUAUACGACUUGUGUAGAUCUGCUUACCCAUAUGACUUUGCUGCUAGUUCACCCAGUUCUCCUUGUGGUGAUUUAUCCGUUCCUAAUUCUGGUGUUUCUAAUUCACACACAACAAUCCCACAGUCGAAACACCCUGGUUCAUUUGAUGGAUUGUCUGAAUCAUAUAUUCGUCAACUACUAAUCAGCAUCCUUGAAGCUUUGGUCUACAUGCAUGAUACUCUUAGGAUGGUUCACCUAGAUGUUAAGGCUGAAAAUCUUUUACUGCGUCAACCCUAUCCGUCUACUGAUGUAUUUUUCACAGAUUUCGGUUUAGCGACCAUAUUAACUGAAGGUAAACAACAUCGAGAGCUUGCAGGAACUCCUGAUUAUGUUGCACCGGAAAUUAUUAACUAUGAUCCUAUCACAUUUGCUACAGAUAUGUGGUCUGUUGGGGUUCUUACAUAUUAUCUACUUACUGGAAUCUCUCCAUUUCUUGGUGAAGAUAAAUAUAUCACAAUGCAAAAUAUUACUCAUAAUACAAUUACGUAUCCUGAUUCCCUUUUUAAUAAUCGUUCACCCGAUUCAAUUGACUUUAUUCAGCGCCUUCUACAACGUUCACCGACACAACGUAUGUCUGCCAAAGAAUGUCUCAAUCAUCCUUGGCUCCUCCAGUCAUUAAAUCAACCAAUCAUAAUCGAAACAGAAAUUAAUCAUCAAUCAUCACAAACCACAUUGUAUAAUAACAAGAAUAGUAGUAGUAAUGAUGAUAAUGUGAAAUACGCUAUUGAAUUAUUCAGUGUAGAUCCAGUUGUUGAAAUUGUUGAUGAAUUUAUAUCACCACAUUGUUUAGCCCAGUUUAUAGUACAAUCUCCUGUAUAUAUUGUUCCAUAUGUAGAUGUUGUUAGUCAAACAAAUUUUUCUAAACUAAUGCCUUCAUUAAAAUUAUGUGUUAACUAUCUUCCUAUUAUCAACUCAGCAGCAUCUACACAUUUUACCUCUUCAAUAAAUAACCACCCAUCAUCAUCCGAACGGUUUAUUAGAAAGAUAUCCAAAAAACUAAUUAAUGGACAUUUCAAUCUACUUAAAAGUAUUUCCGAGUCAACCAAAAUUUGUUCAAGUAAUUCGAACAAUGACAAUCGUUAUGUUGAUACUGACAAGUGUUAUCAGUUGAUGAAUAGGCAUCCCAUCGGUAUACAUGAUGAAUCAAGAUCAUUAACCAGUUAUUCUAAACUAUCCAUCAACAACUUGUCAAAUUCUAACGUACUUGAGUAUAAUAGUUGGAGAAACAACAAAUCGACUGGAAAUUGUGUAUCAAUUUUUUUAUUUAUUUCAAAUUAUUUACAAGAAUAUCAAUUAUUCUUAAUGUUUUGUGAUUUAAAUUAUUAUAAAUUACUUGAUCGUGAUUUUUAUUUCUUUAACCGUCAUAAUACUACUAAUAUUGUUGAUAGUAGUAGUAGUAUCAAAGAGACACUUAAUACAAAUGCUGAAUUAUUUGUAAAUUUUCCAUUGUCAAGCAAAAUUCACCACCAGAAACAACAACAACCUAAUGAAAAUGAUAUAACUCAAAAUGUAAUGAAUAGAAAUUAUGAAAUGAAAGAAUUAAUUACAAUAUCUAAAUAUACUACUGAUAUAAUGCCAAAAGUAAAUGAAAUUAUUCCAAAAAAAUUUAUAAAUUCACAUAUUUCUACAAUUCGUAUUGAAUUAAAUUCAUCAAUAAAAGAAAAAUUGAAGCUAAUGAAUUCCUCAGAUGAUCAUUAUAAUUUUAAUCAUAAAAGAGACUAUUUGUCCUAUGACUUUUCAUGGAUUAAGCAUAAUCAUAAUAGUGGAAAUGAUAAUAAAGCAUGGAAUUUAUUCAAUUCUCCUCUAAUUACUUCAUCUUCAAUGUUGUUUUCUUUACGUGAUCAUCAUCAUCAUCAUAUUCGAUGUAAUUCAAUCAUUAGCAAUCAACCAAUUCUCAACAUCAACCAAUUCAUCAACUGUUCAUUCAAUAAUUAUGACCGCUACCAAUUAAAAUGUCAUUAUCAACAAAACCAUACAACAAUUAUGAAAUUGUCUAAUAUUAGUCAAAUUAAAUAUAUAAAUUUACCAUUAUCAUACAUAGUACAUCGUAUACAAUUAAUUAAGACAAGAUUAUUUCAUGAUUUAUUCAAUUGGAUUAAUUUAUUUUUAAGAAAUCUUUUACAUUUAUUAUUUUUUUUAUUACCAUCAUUAUUUGGUAAAUAAAUUAAGAAAAAAAAAAUAAGAAGAGAAGAAUUUUGUUGAAAAUAAAUGAAAACAAAAAAAAAGAAAAAAAAAGUGGGGCAAGGGGGGUCGAGGGGAGGAGGCAUCAUUUUAUCUUACAUAUUAAUGAUUUCAGUCGAUAAUGAACUUGAAUCCGUCCAAUUUCUUGUUCAUUUAUUUUUUUUUACGUUAAUAUGUAGUGAUAAUUUUUCGUUUUCGUUCGUUUUUAAUCUUUUUUUUUUUGUUGUUGUUUGUUUUUACUCAAUUCGUUUCUUUCUUGAUCUGUUAAUAUGUUUGUGUACAUGUUCACUUUCGACAAUAUUCAAAAUUAUAUUUCGGUGGUUGAAAUCAAAUGAAGAAAAAAAGAAGAAGAAAAACUUUAAUAAAGAAAACUAGAUCUCUAGAAGAAAUUAAAUUGUAUAAAGGGUACACUUAUUUGAAACAAGUUUUGUAUGAUGUUUCUGUUCUCUCUCUCUCUCUCUUUCCCUUCCUUUUUAUGUAUUACCUGUUAUAUAUUGUUCAGUUGAAAUCUACUAUACUACAAUUGCUUUUUUAGUGUCUAUCGAAUUUAAUCAUUUGAUUUAGUAAUAGACGAAUUUUCAAGUUCUUGAAUAUCGAGUAAUUCAAAUCGCUGAAUUGAUCCAUUCAUGAUAAACAAUGUGUAAUCUCUCAUCAUUUCGAAUAAAAUAUUAUUUAUGAUUGAACGGAUGACUUAAUGCGCCAUAAGCAUACUGUUUUUGUCGGUUUCAUUUAAUGACAGAUCAUUUUUUUUCUUUCUUUUCUGUUUGCCUAUGUAUGCUUUUUCUAAAAGACAUUCUGAUACUACUUAUUUCUUAUAACAGCAUAUAUAUAUAUAUGUGAUAAAUAACUGCUCAAUAUACUUGUAUUUUAGGAAUUAAUUUUAAUUCUAUGGAAAAUGUUUAAUGGAGUAAUUCAAUACAUAUAUGAAGUGAU